AUGCGACACGAGUAUGCGCAGAUUGAGCGGUUCACAUGACGUCAGCAGACUGGAACCGGCGCUGAGCCACGUCCUUUGCAGAUGGAGAAGAGGAUGAGGUUGUUACUGGUCACGGCGUGCUGUCUGCUCCUUGCUGCCGCCAGGGCCGAGGAUGGCGCAAGGCUUCUGGCCUCCAAGUCCCUGUUGAACAAUUAUGCCGUGGAAGGGAGAGACCUGACUCUGCAGUACAGCAUCUACAAUGUCGGCUCCAGUGCUGCACUGGACGUGGAGCUCAGCGAUGACUCAUUCCCACCCGAGGACUUCGGAAUAGUAUCUGGAAUGUUGACAGUGAAAUGGGACCGAAUCGCUCCAGCCAGUAAUGUCACGCACACGGUGGUGCUGCGGCCCCUGAAGGCUGGCUACUUCAACUUCACCUCGGCAACUGUUUCCUACCUGGCCCAGGAAGGUGGCCCGGUGCUGAUGGGUUACACCAGUGCUCCAGGACAAGGUGGCAUCCUAGCACAGCGAGAGUUUGACCGGCGCUUCUCUCCUCAUUUUCUGGACUGGGCGGCGUUUGGGGUCAUGACUCUCCCUUCCAUCGGCAUCCCCCUGCUGCUCUGGUACUCGAGCAAGAGGAAGUACGAUACGGCCAAGUCCAAGAAGAACUGAGCUUAACUGGAUCGUCAGAAGAGGCUCCUCUCCCUGUUGUACGCGACUGUGAUAGAUUUGACCAGCAGACCCGCUCUCCAACUCUCUCCCUAUUACAGUGACACACCGCUUGGCUUCAUUUAUCAGCUCCCAUUUCCCUUGUGUUUCAAUUUUAAGACUUUUGGUCAUAACACCUAUUUCUCUACAACAAAUUCCAAGAUUUUUUUAAGAGGAGAGCAUUGCAGGAUCUUGAAAGAAUUCUCAUCCAAAAACAAGCAGAAGGGUGGGGUUCAGUUCUGUAGAACAUUGCUUAGGAGGUCAAAUACUUUGCUCAGUUGGUACAACAGGGUGACCUGUGUGCAUUGUACAUUUGAGCGGUUUUUUUUUAAUAAAACCACUUUAAAAUUAAA
Hypanus sabinus (Atlantic stingray) is the source of this 1037-nucleotide messenger RNA. RefSeq names its product signal sequence receptor, beta (gene ssr2). The transcript has 6 exons. Gene Ontology annotation, cellular component: endoplasmic reticulum; membrane. The record is from RefSeq and is a predicted model, not a curated record. NCBI's taxonomy places the organism in Eukaryota, Metazoa, Chordata, Chondrichthyes, Myliobatiformes, Dasyatidae. The coding region runs from base 82 to 648 and encodes 188 amino acids.